Messenger RNA from Jaculus jaculus (lesser Egyptian jerboa), 872 nucleotides. It is a transcript of the gene Snrnp27, whose product is annotated as small nuclear ribonucleoprotein U4/U6.U5 subunit 27. Gene Ontology annotation, cellular component: precatalytic spliceosome. Lineage: Eukaryota; Metazoa; Chordata; Mammalia; Rodentia; Dipodidae. Gene Ontology annotation, biological process: RNA splicing. The record is from RefSeq and is a predicted model, not a curated record. The transcript is spliced from 6 exons. Bases 80 to 547 code for a protein of 155 amino acids.
GUGAUCAAGAUUCCGUGUCCGGUUGCCCCGGAAGUUGUUGCGCGGGUUUUCCCAGGACGAUCGGUGGAGUAGUGCUUCGAUGGGUCGCAGUCGCAGCCGCUCCCCGCGGAGGGAACGUAGGCGGUCCCGGUCCACAUCCCGGGAGAGAGAACGCAGGCGUCGGGAGAGGUCCAGGUCUAGGGAGAGAGAGCGUAGAAGGAGCCGCUCUAGAUCACCCCACCGGAGGCGCUCCAGAUCUCCAAGACGACAUAGAUCCACAUCUCCUUCUCCUUCUCGACUAAAAGAAAGAAGAGAUGAGGAAAAGAAAGAAACAAAGGAAGUGAAGGGCAAAGAGCGUCAGAUCACUGAGGAAGACUUAGAGGGUAAAACAGAGGAAGAAAUAGAAAUGAUGAAGUUAAUGGGAUUUGCCUCUUUUGACUCCACAAAAGGGAAGAAAGUAGAUGGCUCUGUAAAUGCCUAUGCCAUAAACGUGUCACAGAAGAGGAAAUAUAGACAGUACAUGAAUCGAAAGGGUGGAUUCAACAGACCUUUGGAUUUUAUUGCGUGAGAAGUGAAAUGUUUAAAAAAUGGUUUUCCUUCAUCUGGAUCAGAGAACACAUUUUACAUUUUGUAUUUAAUAUGCAUCAAAAGCAGGAUCUCAGUUCUUUCUUCUUAUAAAGUAAGAAAACUGUAUUUAUGCCAUGCACUUACCUUUCUCUGUAGAAGGUAGGCAAAGUACCACAGUUUUAUAAAUCAGUGUCACUGACUCCAUGCUGUUUGUCCUCAUUCCUGUGGAAGCUGUGGUGCAUUCUUUGAUACUUGGUAAGAGAUUUUUUUUUAAACAUGUGAAAGUAAUUUGAAUGUCUUUCACCAAUAAAAAACAUUUAUACACA